AUGGCACCCCGACUGCCAGCCCGCUGGGCAGCGGCCCUGUCGACGACGAGCACGUCAACCAUCAUCCCAUCCCGAUCCCUCCUCAUCACCGAACGACACACGCUCCUCCCACGCACAGCCAAGCGCGGCGUCAAGUACGGCUGGUCGACCGCCAACCCGCGCGACAAGCCGAACCGAUUCAACCAACCAUCGGCCGGCCUGCCCAUCCCAACAGCCGGGCCCGCGGCGGCGCUGAAGCGCAAGGAGCAGUCGACGCCGUUCCGGACGGGGAUCCUAGCGACCAAGAAGGGCGUGUCGGCCAUGUUCAACGCGAAGGGGAUGCGGAUCCCGUGCACGAUCCUGCAGAUGGACCAGUGCCAGGUGGUGGCGUCCAAGACGCGCGGCGGCAACGGCUACUGGGCGGUGCAGGUCGGGUGCGGGCACAAGACGGCGGGCAACGUGACGGCGCCGCUGCUGGGCUACUACGAGGCCAAGGGUGUGGCGCCCAAGCGGCACCUGGCCGAGUUCAAGGUGCGCGGCGAGGAGGGCCUGCUGCCCGUCGGCGUCCAGCUGCAGCCCGACUGGUUCAAGGUCGGCCAGUUCGUCGACGCCCGCAGCAACAGCCGCGGCAUGGGCUUCGCCGGUGGCAUGAAGCGCCACGGCUUCGCCGGCCAGGGCGCCAGCCACGGUAACUCCAAGAACCACCGGACCAUCGGAACGGCGGGCCCCAGUCAGGGCGGCGGUUCGCGUGUGCACCCCGGCAAGAAGAUGCCGGGACGCAUGGGCAACGAGAGGGUCACGAUCCAGAACCUGCGGGUGCUGAAGGUGGACAACGAGACGGGCAUCGUCGUGGUCAACGGCCACGUCGCUGGGCCCAAGGGCUGCAUCGUCCAGAUCGCCGACGCCAUCAAGAAGGAUCCCCCGGCCGAGACGUUCAUGGAGAAGGCGAAGAGGCUGCUGCUGGAGCGGAAUCCGGACCACGAGGCACGGUUGGAGGAGGCGCGGGUGGCGCAUAUGGAGCUGAAGGAGAUGAGGAAGCAAGGCACGAUAGGACAGGCGGUGGCUUUGAUGUAG
Messenger RNA from Anthostomella pinea, 1053 nucleotides. NCBI's taxonomy places the organism in Eukaryota, Fungi, Ascomycota, Sordariomycetes, Xylariales, Xylariaceae. The record is from the annotation of a GenBank genome assembly.